This is a messenger RNA of Helicoverpa armigera (cotton bollworm), 1621 nucleotides long. Its product is annotated as nucleolin. The record is from RefSeq and is a predicted model, not a curated record. NCBI's taxonomy places the organism in Eukaryota, Metazoa, Arthropoda, Insecta, Lepidoptera, Noctuidae. The transcript is spliced from 7 exons. Gene Ontology annotation, molecular function: RNA binding. Bases 151 to 1263 code for a protein of 370 amino acids.
GUCAUGUCAUCUGUCAUUCAUCAAAUUUAGACUGUCAAAAAACAAAACAAAUCACAAACAGCAAAAAAAUUGCCAGUUUUUCGGAAAACUACAAUGAAAUAAGUGAAAAACUUACACUAAUUUACAUAAACAGCGGCUGCUUGUUAAAAUAUGAAAAUGGAAACAUCAAAACGUUCAGCGUCACCUAAUGCUACAAAACUGAAACGUAAAAGAAAGUCCAAAACCAAAUUCACAACUUCGGAACAGAAAAACAUUAAACUGGACACUACAGAGACCAUAGCUACUAUAAAUCCAUUAAAACCUUCGAAAACUGGACCGAAACCAAAGCCGGUGGAAGAAACCAAUGACAAUGAUAAUGAAAAGUAUCCAAUAUUAAAUAACAAGGAACUGAUCGAUAGAUUCCUUAAAGUACAGAUGACUAAUAAUCAGAAAGUGCUUUUAAAUGAAUUAAUGGAGAAAGACUGCAAGCAACUUUUUAUCCGGAUGCGUGGAGUAGGUUGGAUACCGGUGAAACAACAGGCAGAAGGUAGAAUCCGUCAAGCCAUAAGAGAAUCACUUCAAGGUACGUCCAAUGUGGUUGUACCAGAAAUAAUUCACAACAAAAUCCAAUCGAUUCUCAAAGGAUCCCCCAAUCUCACCGACUCAGAACUGAGACGUAUACGCAUAUUAUACAAUCUACUUAAAACCGCAUUAAAAGAAAAAUCCUUGGCCGCUCCGAAAGCAAAGCCGGAAAAGGUAAAGAAAAGUGUUGAAGAAGACACAAAGGCUAAAAAGAUUGAGGAUAAAGAAAAAGAUAGCGUGAAGAAAGAGAAGACGGAGAAAAGAGAGCAGUUGGUUAAGAAAACUAAGGGUCCAAAGAGAUAUGUUGUGUUUUUAGGGAACUUGCCCCUUGAUGUGGAUAAGGAAAAGAUAAUAAACCACUUCUCAGAGAUGAAUGAACACAUCAUAGACAUUCGCAUACCCAAAGCAUUGGAAGGCAAGAAGAAUGCCAUCGCUUAUUUGGAGCUUAGCAAUGAACCUAGCUACGAGUUUGCAUUAUCAAAACACCACUCAAUGCUGGGUAACAAGCGAAUAAAUGUAUUGUACACGGCACCGAAAAAAGGAAAAGUAACAAAAGCAGGUGCUAAGAGCAAAUCAGCCAAACUAAUAGCUCUACAAAAGAAAGGCAAAUUAGUUGGCAGCAUACCGUUAGCGAAAAAACGCAGCCAACGCCGACUCAAAAUGAAGCAAGCUCAAGCGAAAUUAGCGGCAGAAAACGCUUAAAAUUUAAUAAAAAUAUCAACAUUAUACUCUCGUAUUAUAGUACUGUUAUAACGGAAUUAUGAAGAUCAAUAAUUAUCUUAGAAACGCUAUAAUUACUUGUUUCUCAGUAUCUGUGUUACGCAUGGCUCGAUUGAUUAUCGAAAAUAAGAAAGAAAAACGCUCUCGGAAUAAAGCAGUUCGAAAAACGAGUUAAAGGUUUUUUUUCUUUAAAAGUAUUAAAAAGAUGCGGAAAUUUUACAGUUUCGUGUUAAGAGUACUGUAAUACGAAUGAAAAUGUUUAUAUUUUUUUAAUAAGCUUUAAAAAAUGGUAAAAUAAUUUUAAGUGUGCAACGCAUACUUAAAUACAAUAAACCUAAAA